Sinocyclocheilus grahami is the source of this 1121-nucleotide messenger RNA. RefSeq names its product cell wall protein DAN4. The transcript has 5 exons. NCBI's taxonomy places the organism in Eukaryota, Metazoa, Chordata, Actinopteri, Cypriniformes, Cyprinidae. Bases 250 to 1101 code for a protein of 283 amino acids. The record is from RefSeq and is a predicted model, not a curated record.
ACUUCAUUCACUUCACUCUCAAAUCAUUCGGCUCCUUCACAUUCGAUUCAGCGCGAAGCCUUUUGCUCUCUUUGGCUGUCGUUAGACUGUAGGUUGCGCUUAACCACACCCCGCUGUCGAAGCCCAGAGCCCUCGGGAUAUUUUUAGCUCUGAUGAUGUCCGCUGUCAUCUAACGGAAAGAUCAUCCCGGAAUCACAGAGCGAAUCUGCACGGUGUCUGCGCGCGCUCGCUUGAGUCGCUUUAUCUAACAUGAGGGCUCAAAGCGCUUUUAUUAUAUGGACUGCGAUGGUUCUGCAUUCGUCUGUCAUCAGAGGUCAGACCACGGACUCAUCCCCAGACGUGAGAUCCCCUCUGAAUGAAGUCACCCCGAAAGAUCGCAUGACUUCAGAAAGUGACAUUUUGGAAUCACGAGCCAGUACAGCCUAUCAAAGCGUCUCCUCUCCUUCAACAAAUUUGUCAACUGACGAGGUCAGACCUACUGUUCCUUCUCCAUCACAGUCAUCCAGAGACACUGUAGUGCACAAUGACACCUCUCCUUCAUCAGCCAUCUCACAGACCCCGGAGCUACAAGAUGUCACCACCCUCAACAUGGACACAGCCUCAGUACCAGGUUCUUCUGCUAGCAGCCCGUCAAUUUCUUUUUUGAAGAGCACCGUUUCAGAUUCAGUAGCCACCACAGCUCCUGCAACAUCCAUCAGUCCAAGUGAAGGACCUCAGACUGUCUCUUCUUCAGCCAGCAGUGUGAUCCAGACAACACAAACAGCUCCACCAUUCAUCACCACCUGCCCUCAGGCAUCUCAGAUCGCCCUGACCAGCAGUUCAAAGGUCACUGGACCUGCUCCUUUGGAAGACCAGGAUGAAUCUUCUGAACUGGAUGUGGGGGAUCAAGAAUCAGGGAAGGUUCCCCACCGCCCUACAUCGCCCCUGGACCCCCUUCUCGCUGCUCUGGUCACCGUUUUCAUUAUUUGCACUGCCAUGGUCUCAGCCGUCCUCUUCCUCAGGUUCCGUCAGCGGAGUGAGCAUCCAGAAUUCCACCGGCUUCAAGACCUUCCUAUGGAUGAUCUUCUAGAAGACACGCCUUUGUCAAGAUACACCUAUUAGCAAUCAGGGCUGCACGAUUA